AUGCGAACCGAAACUCAUAUGGCUACCAGCGAGACCUUAUCGGGUAAAACAACAUUACAGCCUGAUUCGGCGCAAGCCUCCGACCUGCCAUGUAUUCUCCGAGGAGUUGGGGCCUUUGCAGACGAUGCCUCUGUUAUACCCGCGGAUUCAACUACAACGGGCAGGAAGAAGCGGAGGCCAUGGAUGAGGAAGAACCGCAGACCAAUCGUAGGCUGGGACCAGUUAUGGCUGUGA
This is a messenger RNA of Colletotrichum siamense, 234 nucleotides long. RefSeq lists its product as uncharacterized. The transcript has 2 exons. The record is from RefSeq and is a predicted model, not a curated record. NCBI's taxonomy places the organism in Eukaryota, Fungi, Ascomycota, Sordariomycetes, Glomerellales, Glomerellaceae. The coding region runs from base 1 to 234 and encodes 77 amino acids.